Messenger RNA from Danaus chrysippus (African queen), 1134 nucleotides. Lineage: Eukaryota; Metazoa; Arthropoda; Insecta; Lepidoptera; Nymphalidae. The record is from the annotation of a GenBank genome assembly.
AUGGAGUGCUACACAUCAGAUAGUUGCGACAGUGACAGCAGAGAACAAAAAACACUCGACCUAUCUAAUAGGUCGUUGGAUAGUGUCACAAUAACAUCGGAACUGGAGAGCAUAAUCGACGAAAAGGAUUGUGCGGAAAAUUACGAGAUUUUUUUAUUAUAUGGAAAUCGCAUAAAAUCAUUGCCGGAAUCAAUAAAUCAAUUUUGUAACUUGAAAAUACUCGAUGUAAGCAAUAACAGGCUGACCUCGCUCCCAGAUAUUCUCGACAUCUGUCCACUAUCAUCUCUAAUAGCUAAACACAACCAUCUCACUAAUGAAUCCCUACCAAAGAGUUUUUUAAAGACAAGAAAUACGCUCAGAGAACUUAAUUUAAGCGGCAACAGAAUCAAUUUCUUCCCGGAACAAUUACUGCAAUUAACCACACUAAAAUAUCUUUAUUUGGGAGGUAAUGUGAUUAUAAACAUUCCAAAGGAUAUAUGGAAGUUGAACAGUUUGCAGAUAUUAUCUAUAGGGGGUAAUCAAAUCACAGAGGUCCCUGAAUCUGUCGGAGCGUUAACAUCACUUCAAGCUUUGGUUCUAAGUGACAAUCAAAUAGAACAACUCCCAUCAAGCAUAGCCAAUUUGAAGCAACUCAGAUCACUGAAGAUUGAUAAAAACAGACUUAAAACAUUACCAACUCAGAUAAUAAAAUUGAGAUGCCUGACUGAGCUGAGCCUACGUGAUAACCCUCUCGUCGUGAGAUUCGUUCGAGACAUGACAUUGCAGCCACCAUCUUUACUUGAACUGGCUGGUCGAACUAUCAAGCUGCAUCAGAUACCAAUCAAGCCUGGCGAUGUACCGGCUACGCUUAUCAAAUAUUUAACAUCAGCCCAGUGUUGUGUUAAUCCAAAAUGCAAAGGUCACUUUACUAGUUACGCUUUAUAUAUAUUCUCUAUUUUGUACACCACAACUUGGAAAAGUGUAUUCUUCAACAACAGAGUAGAACAUAUAAAGUUUGUUGAUUUUUGUGGAAGAUAUCGCAUACCACUGCUGCAAUAUCUUUGCAGUUCAAGAUGCAUAACCGGCAGUUGGGAAAGUCGUGAAGUGGACAACAUCACACCUUCACACAUGAUGAGAAAAGUUCUAUUGGGAUAG